Molecule: messenger RNA, 181 nt
Organism: Ambispora leptoticha
Lineage: Eukaryota; Fungi; Glomeromycota; Glomeromycetes; Archaeosporales; Ambisporaceae
Source: the annotation of a GenBank genome assembly
UCAAGCGUUUUACAAAGUUUAUAAUCUUUUCAUUGGUUUGGGAAUCGUUUAUAUUGUGUUAUCGAUUUAUUUUUCAAUGGUGGUAGCUGCCUAUGGACGACAUAAGCGCGAGGAAGAGGAGAGUAAUGCAGAGCAGGAUCAACAACCUGUUUAUUAUGAAUAUCGAUAUUAUUAUACAUAA